This is a messenger RNA of Plectropomus leopardus (leopard coralgrouper), 903 nucleotides long. The record is from RefSeq and is a predicted model, not a curated record. Lineage: Eukaryota; Metazoa; Chordata; Actinopteri; Perciformes; Serranidae.
CGUCCUGGUGUGUGCUGGAUUUUAAUUUCUUUGAGUCCUCUUGGUGUUUGUACCUGAGGUUGUCCAGUCAGGUGUUUGUGUUUGUCUCCAUCAGUCGAGUCAGCAGAGCCAGUCACCCUCCAGGAUCCUCAGAGGGAACCAAUCUGGCCUCAGAGAUCCUCCGCCGCUUCAGACUGCUGCAGAUGGAUCACACCUGGACCGAGUCCCUGUACGCCACGCUGCAGUUCCCCCACAGGUCUCAGAGGAGCUCUCUGUGGCUGGUGGACUCUGCAGGACUGAUCUCAGAGCAGAUUCCUCUGAACCCGUCUGACUUCUGUCCAUACAGCGCCACAGGAAGUGCCAUGGGGGGCGUGGUCUAUGCCAACUACGGCCGGCCCGAGGAUUUUAAUUGGCUGAAGAGUGCUGGCGUGUCUGUGGUUGGCUGUGUGGUGGUGAUGCGUGUUGGGGGCGGGGUCAGUUUUGCUGAGAAGGUGUGGUUGGCUGAGAGGAGCGGAGCGGGCGGAGCUUUGUUUUACCCUGACCCUGCUGACCUGCCACAGGACCCCCGACGCCUUGGCCUCAAUACACACACCGCCGUGUCUGAACAUGUCCACCUGGGGUCAGGUGACCCCUUCACUCCCGGCUUCCCCUCCUUCAACCACACUCAGUUCCCACCAGUCCAGUCCUCCGGCCUGCCGCUAAUCCCAGCCCUGCCAAUCAGCGCCACUGUAGCCGCAAAGCUGCUCAGCCAGCUGUCAGGUCCACCCUGUCCUCCGUCGUGGCGGGGUCGACUGCCGUAUGUGCGCUGUGUGGUCGGUCCAGAUUUCAGCUCUGGACACAGAGUCAAGAUGUCGGUUCACAACGUCAUGACCCCGGUCCUCCUGAACAACAUCUUCUCGUCUCUGGAGGGGCGAGGCGAGCCAG